This is a messenger RNA of Carlito syrichta (Philippine tarsier), 575 nucleotides long. Its product is annotated as anaphase-promoting complex subunit 1-like. The annotation marks the transcript as partial. Gene Ontology annotation, cellular component: anaphase-promoting complex. Gene Ontology annotation, biological process: metaphase/anaphase transition of mitotic cell cycle; anaphase-promoting complex-dependent catabolic process; protein K11-linked ubiquitination. Lineage: Eukaryota; Metazoa; Chordata; Mammalia; Primates; Tarsiidae. The transcript is spliced from 4 exons. Gene Ontology annotation, molecular function: molecular adaptor activity. The record is from RefSeq and is a predicted model, not a curated record.
GUAUCAUCUCCAGGCUCUUCGCCACCUCUAUGUGCUGGCUGCAGAACCAAGGCUCCUGGUACCUGUGGAUGUGGACACAAACACACCCUGCUAUGCCCUUUUAGAAGUCACCUACAAGGGCACUCAGUGGUAUGAACAAACCAAAGAAGAAUUGAUGGCUCCUACCCUUCUUCCAGAACUACACCUUUUAAAGCAGAUUAAAGUUAAAGGCCCAAGAUACUGGGAACUGCUCAUAGAUUUAAGCAAAGGAACACAACACCUAAAGUCCAUCCUUUCCAAGGAUGGAGUUUUAUAUGUUAAACUCAGGGCCGGUCAACUCUCCUACAAAGAAGAUCCAAUGGGGUGGCAGAGUUUGUUGGCACAGACUGUUGCUAACAGGAACUCUGAAGCACGGGCUUUCAAGGUAGUAUUGACGGCUAAAAAUUGAGAGAUGAGAGGAAAUAAUUCCAAAUCCCACUUGCUAGCUUCCCCUCUCAUUGCUGCAGAUUGUAAAGGUGGAUCUGCUUCCUUUCACAUUGUUGCAUAUUGUAAAGACUGACUCAUCUUGUGGUUCAUUUGUUUUUUUAUGUGACAGC